Molecule: messenger RNA, 1353 nt
Organism: Lutzomyia longipalpis
Lineage: Eukaryota; Metazoa; Arthropoda; Insecta; Diptera; Psychodidae
Product: glutamate [NMDA] receptor subunit 1-like
Exons: 3
Coding region: 1-1353 (450 amino acids)
Cellular component (GO): membrane
Molecular function (GO): ligand-gated monoatomic ion channel activity
Source: RefSeq, a predicted model, not a curated record
AUGAAUUUAAUGGGACUAUGGGAUGGGAAGAAUUUUUCCAUAUCUAAAGAAUUUAGUCGAACUACGAAGAUCAGACGAAGAUUAGAUUUUUAUGGAUCAGAAAUAUAUGGUGCUGUUUCUAUUGUUAGUAUUCAUUCGGGUUAUACCGUGAUGGAUAUGCUUCAGAAGCGUAUUGAUACUACAACAGCUGGUUCGGCAUUUCAGUAUUCAAUCUUACAAACCAUCGUUGAUCGCAUAAAUGCAACACUAGUACUACGGAGGAUUUCUACCUGGAGCCAGUUCUCACGGUUACCUAACGAAUCCCUGAGUGGUACUAUUGGGUUGCUCAACAGUUCCCUUGCAGACGUAAGUGUAACACCACUGAGCAUUACUGCUGAUCGGUUACCCUAUGCCACUCCGACUGCAACAACUUGGAGAGCCCAGUUUGGUUUCGUAUUUCGGCAUCCAAAAUCUACGUCAUUGCGUGCUAUUUAUUUACAACCAUUUACUAAUAUUCUGUGGAUAGCUACACUGAUUAUACUAGUACUAUAUUGGAUGGUUUUUAUCGUUGCUCUAAGAUAUUAUAAUGAUCCUGAGGGCGCACCUGGAUCUGCUUUUCUUGGCAUUUUUGGAGCUUUCCUUCAGCAAGGUUACUCCGAAAAGCUCCUACCUUUUUCAGGACGAAUACUUCUGGUUUUUGGAUUCAUUUUCUCUCUUGUAUGUUAUCAAUUUUACUCCACUUUCAUUGUAGGAUCUCUCAUUGUUGAUUCGCCAAAAAAUAUUCGAACAAUACAUGAUUUGGCUGCUAGCAAACUCUUAAUUGGUGCAAAUCCUGUGCCAUACAACGAUUACCUUUUUAAUUCAACGAGCAAAAUUCUCAGUUCUCUUUAUGCUGAUCGCAUAAAGAAACCCGGGAACUUUUUUCCUCCUGACAUUGGUAUUCAAAUGAUUCAGAAGGGUGGAUUUGCAUACCAUUUCGAUGUGGAGACGAUGUAUGAGACUAUUGUUCAAAACUUUUCUGAAGAUGAAAUAUGUGAUUUACAAGAAAUCAUAUCUUGGAAAGCUUUAGAAGCAAGUGCAGUCGUUGGAAAAAAUUCACCAUACCGAGAAUUAAUUAACGUGUUAACUCGUCAGUUAACCGAGAGCGGGGUCAUCCAACAUGAACAUACAAAAUGGUUUACACUAUGCCCUAAGUGCUAUACAUCACGUGUGACUGUAGUACCCGUGGACAUUGAAAAAGUCUUCACUCCUAUGAUGAUAAUUUCUGUUGGAUUAGUGGUUAGUGUUAUAAUUCUAACAAUUGAAAUUUAUAUCAAGAAAAGACAAACAAAAAUGAUAGUAAAGAAUGUUAAGCAACUUCUUUAUAGAAAAUAA